CUGAGGGGAGUCAAAAAUGGAGCUGAUUGGAUCUACUCUGACAGCCACAUAUGCUCGGCCAAAAACCAGCCACUUCCUCCCGGCCAUAUCCACCAUGGCAUCCAGCUAUCGCAACACUCAGCCUUCCCUGGCCAUGAAUCCCAGUGCCAACCUUUGGAGGAUCAACAGCUACUACAAGAGCAGCAGCACUGUCCCAACCCCCUCUUCCAUACAGCGAGAAAAUUUAGAUCUGGUUCGAGCCAAGACCAUGUUCUAUCCAUCCAACAGGACAGCACUGACCACUCGCUACACCCCAGACGACUGGUACAAGUCCAACCAAAACAACUACAGGGAGUCCGAGUCGUCCCGGAAAAGUGCAGAGAGACUCAGAAGGGACACCAUAAGACUGAUGCAGGAUAAAGAGCAGCUGACCAGACGAACCCAGGAGAAUACAAGCAAGAACAUUGGCGAGAGACUCAAUGACAUUGUCUUCUGGAAGUCUGAGCUGAGCCAUGAGAUUGACAAUAUGGUGACAGAGAUAGCAGCGCUCACUGAGGUCAAGAGGAGGCUGGAGAGAGCCUUAGCAGAGACUGAGGGGCCCCUUCAGGUGUCUCAAGAGUGUUUAUACCACAGAGAGAAGCGGAUGUCCAUCGAUCUGGUACAUGACGAUGUAGAGAAAGACCUCAUGAAGGAAGUGGAAGUCAUCAAGUCGUGUCAGGAAAGGAUGAGGCGACAUCUGGACAGAGCCAUCGCCCAGCUGGCGUCAAACAGAGCAGCCCAGCAUGAACUGGAAAGAGACAUGAGUGACAAAGUGACAGCCCAGAGGAUAGAUGGCAGGUGUCACCAUCUGAGGAACACGUCAGACGGCAUCGGUUAUUACAGAGGGAUUGAAAGACUAGACCCGUCACUCUCUCUGCCAGACUCGUGGUCCAAGUUCACUGACGACAACAUCCUGCACUCCCAGAGCGAACGAGCUGCUUCUCACAAGCUCAGGGACGAGAUAGAAAUCUUGCUGAACACCACGUCCAAUGAAAUGUGGAACCAGUUCAACAAUGUCAAUGUAGCCUUCACCAGUCGCAUAUCAGAGACCGCUGACACCAAGAACAGCCUGCAGACACACCUGGCUAAGACCCUACAGGAGAUUUUCCAGACCGAGAUGCUGAUUGAGUCUCUGAAGAAGGCCCUGAGAGACAAAGAAUGCCCACUGAAAGUGGCUCAAACUAGGCUGGAGGAGAGGACCCGCAGGCCAAACAUAGAGCUCUGCAGGGACAACCCACACCACAGACUUGUGAGUGAGGUGAGAGAGAUUGAGGACACCAUUCGUAAGCUUCAGGAGAGGCUGAUGGAGGCUGAGAACACUUUGCAGACUCUGGUUAAGACCAAAGUGACCCUGGAGCAUGACUUGUCCAUCAAGGCCAACUCACUCUUCCUGGACCAGGAGAAGUGCAUGAGUAUGCGCAAGAGUUUUCCCAGCAUGCCCCGCCUGGUGGGCUACACCUAA
This is a messenger RNA of Toxotes jaculatrix (banded archerfish), 1480 nucleotides long. It is a transcript of the gene tekt3, whose product is annotated as tektin 3. Gene Ontology annotation, cellular component: sperm flagellum; microtubule cytoskeleton; nucleus. Lineage: Eukaryota; Metazoa; Chordata; Actinopteri; Toxotidae. The record is from RefSeq and is a predicted model, not a curated record. Bases 17 to 1480 code for a protein of 487 amino acids. The transcript is spliced from 7 exons. Gene Ontology annotation, biological process: cilium assembly; cilium movement involved in cell motility.